Molecule: messenger RNA, 627 nt
Organism: Fusarium poae
Lineage: Eukaryota; Fungi; Ascomycota; Sordariomycetes; Hypocreales; Nectriaceae
Exons: 3
Coding region: 1-627 (208 amino acids)
Molecular function (GO): protein dimerization activity
Source: RefSeq, a predicted model, not a curated record
AUGUCAUCAGCCUCGCCCGCUCCCUUGUCAUCGGAGCCUUCUGAUGAGCUCUUGGGGCCUGCUUCGCCUGGUUCUCCCGUUCCCGCGAAGCGCAUAUUAGAUCGCUGGAGGCAGAAGGGCUCACAGGUUGGGAUUGGACAACAAACGGCCUUACAGUGGUGGCUUGAACCGACGCAGCGAGAGAAUUUCCCCCUCUACCGUAUGGCUAUUGACAUAUUCUGCAUCCCCUCCAUGUCUACGGAAGCAGAGCGAAUCUUCUCAGGCGCAAAACGACAGGUUAGAUGGGAUAGAAGUAGGAUGUCUGCCAAAAUGGUAGAGGCAUGUGAGUGCAUUAAAAGUUGGAUAAGUGUUCCAAAGGGAAAGAGCAGGCCGCUUCUUGCAGGGGUGUUUAGGGAAGCGGAGGAUAUCGACGCGGCUCGUGGCUAUCCAGCACUGGCUUUACCUCCCAACCCGACCAUUGAGAAUCUGUCCAAGAUUACCUGGAAGAACCGUCGCUUCGUCCAAGAGGAUUUGUUGGCUCGAAAAGGUGCAAAGGGCAGGAAGAGCUGGAUUAGGUCGCAUGGAACCUUCCUUGUCGAACUGAACUAUCAGGAUCUACCGAUAGGUCACGUCUGGUGCUGCAAUUGA